Messenger RNA from Ooceraea biroi (clonal raider ant), 10603 nucleotides. RefSeq names its product lethal (3) 80Fj (gene l(3)80Fj). The record is from RefSeq and is a predicted model, not a curated record. Gene Ontology annotation, molecular function: protein kinase regulator activity. Gene Ontology annotation, biological process: cellular response to amino acid starvation; regulation of translation. Gene Ontology annotation, cellular component: cytosol. Lineage: Eukaryota; Metazoa; Arthropoda; Insecta; Hymenoptera; Formicidae.
AUUUUAUUAUUCAAUUCGAUCAGGCCUAUUUUAUUUGUUAAUGUUAUUGUUUUAUAAACAAAAGCUCUGUUCGCAUAAUUAUACGUUAGCAAAAAUGCAGCUAUCAUUUUCAGAGCUUGUCAACAGUCACGAUGUACGAAUGUGUAGAUACAACGCGCAUGAGUCGUGUGCGCUCUAGGUUGACAUAUGCCUGAGCGAGAUAUCUCUGAUGUACGUGUGCUUGUUUCGAUUCUAAUCAUGGUCGCAUAGAUGCAUGCUUGCGCGAAGAGCGGCGCUUUAAGAUUACUCCGAUUUUCGAAGAAAUAUGGCGGAUGCCGAGCUAGCAAAGGCUUUGAAGGAUCUACCGACUCGAGUUCAGACCGCCAGCAAAAGCGAGCGGCGUAAAAUUCUGCAAAAUGUCGUCAACGUAUUGUCAAAUCCCGGCAUUAAUGACAAAAUUGUUAAUGGAAUCUGUAAGGUGGUAUCACUCACUUUACAUAGAUAUAAAGACAGCGGUUCUCAGUCCUACGUGAGAAACUUAAUUGUAGAGCUGCUUAAAAAACAACCAGAGGCUACUGUCAAACAUAUGACAACUGUAAUUUCAGAACAAGCUACUUGGCACAAGAACGUAGUUGCGACCUUGAAUACUUCUCUGACUGCGUAUAUUGCAUUGAAAUGGUCGACUCUAGUUAUCCUCCAUGGAUAUAACAAAGAGCUGGAUACUGUCCAGGUUUUGCCAAAGCUCAUUGAAGCGCAAGCGAAUCUAUCUGCGGCGACAUUAGCAUCAACAGACAAGAAACUUGCAAACAAGGUGUAUACACUACUCGCACACGAAUGGGCGACAAUUAAGGACAUAGAAAUUGUUUAUAUGGAAAAUUUAACAAAAUUGGAGGUUGGUAACGGCGUCAUCAUCCUGGCCAGCUUACUCACGAAGUAUUUAGUUGCCACGAAAAGAAAUGAUUUGGUGGAACAAUUGAAGGCAAACAUAAUAGACAUUUUUAUAAAAGUAGCAAUCAGUUGCAAGAAGAAGCCAGAUUUAUACGUAGUCGACGUAGCCGUGCCGCUUUUAAAAAGGUUGAAUCACGAAGAAUUCAAGACUCAGUUACUUCCUGCUUUGCAGAAAGCCAUGUUGCGAAACCCAGAGAUCAUAAUCGAAUCAGUUGGUCACAUUUUAAAUGGAUUAAGUCUCGAUUUGAGCCAAUAUUGCCAAGAAAUAAGUAAAGGGCUAUUUGCUAAUCUACAUUCUAAGGAGGACUUGGUUCGGGACGAAGCGGUUGAAGCGUGUCGCAAGCUUGCUUUACAAUGUUCCGACACCACUGCUGUCGAGGCACUGUUGUCAUCGAUAUUCGCUGUAUUUCAUGGAUCCGAGGGCAAGCUCACGGUCGUGACUCACAAGAUCUCUGUGCUGCAAGGUGCCGGCAACCUCAGCUACAAUGUCGCUUCGGGUAGCAGCGUGCAGAAGUUAGCCGAGACAGCGUGCGAGCAUUUCAUCAAAGUACUCGAGACUGAAGUGCACGAGAAGACGCUGAUACACGCGCUUGAAAUGAUGACACUGUGGUCCAAGAAAUUCUCGUCCAAUGUACCGAAAGCUGUGGUGGACUCUUUUAAAAAAAGCAUGGCUGCCAAAACUUCCACCGCCGCGGUGCGCACCGCCUACAUUAAACUGUUCUUUUCGAUUCCCGUGACGUCUUACUCGAGUGUGAUAGCGCCGAUUCUUGCACAAGCGAUAACCAGGGCUACGCAGCAAUGCGCGCAACCAGCGGCGGUAACCGAAGGUUUGGUCGCUUCGUACCUGCUGCUGAAAUUCGUGCUGGCUGACCAAGUGGAGAACGACAAGCAGAGCGUAUUGUGGAACGCCAUCGACGAGCAGAUAUUUUUCUCGGAAAAAUUUCUCUCCACAUGUGGCGACGAUAUUCUGUAUCAUCUUAUGUUGCUGUGCGAACGGCUCAUCAGUGAAUUCUCCGAUCGAUUGAACGAAAAGGCUUUAACCGGCAUUCACCGAGCAAUCGUAUCCUGCGCCACAGCACCGAAUUCCGCGACAAGGCAACGGUGUUUCCCGCUGAUCAAGAAAAGUAUGACUGGUUUGAGCACGUACGCGCCAGCCCAGACGCUGUUAAUGGAGUUCAACAGGUUCCUAGAGAACGUCAAGAUGAAAUCGGAAUCGGAUAAAGAAAACAAGGAAGAAUCUUCGAUAGGAGAGAUUACCGGUAGGUGCCUCGCAGAUGGAUUAUUUGCCAUAUGCUCAGGCUCCUUCCUGUUCGAAGCACCAGCCUACCAAAUGACCAAAGACGCUCUACUCCCGUCUCACCACCCGGCGUUGCUCAAAGCCAUACCAAACUUAUGGUUCAAGAUUGCCAAGAACUACAAUAUUGUACCAAAGGAUUUCUUACGUAGCUACAGCAAUGAAGUGAGGAAGAUGUUAAUCCAGAAUUAUGAACCGAUACCAAACUACGAAAACGCGCUUAUAAGAAUAGUGUCGCUCGCACCGGACGCUUUUCUACCCGCACUAGUAUCGAACGUUACGAAUAAGCUCGACGAUCCGGAAAUCUUAAAAGUUACCAAGGACGAAUAUUUUACGUAUCUCACUCCCGAGGGAGAGUUGUACGACAAGAGCGUAUUGCCGGUCAAUUACGAGCAUGAUAUUCUCAAUUCUAUGAAUAUGAAGAGAGAAAGUAAGGUCUACUCGUUCAAAGAGCAGCAAGAGGAGCUCCAAUUGAGGCGUGAAUUAUACGAGAAGCAGAAAAGAGAAGGUAAGAUAAAGGAACCGAAGUUAACGCCGAAACAGGAGGAGACCAUGAAGACGCAGAUCGCGAAAGAGAAUUGUAUUCGUAAAAGAUUAAGUGAGUUGAAAGCCAAGAUAGAUAACGCUGUAUCUUUGGUGACGUGCUCCAUACGCGGUAACAAGCAGGAACUGUCUCUGUACUUAAAGGAGCUCUUACCACCGAUCUUGAAGAACUUGGCCUCUCCACUCGCGGCUCCCGAAAUGUCGGAGCUUUACGUAUCUCUCCGGCAGACCGUGACGAUAGAUAACAGUGUGAUUCUCGGUGAUCUCAUUGCUCAUGUAACGUUGCGGCAGUUACAACCGCAGUGCGAUUUGGAUCAAGCUUGGGAAGAGGAGAAUCUUGAUGCAGCGGUUAAACGAACGUUGAACCUCAUACACACAGUCACGAUUAAGAAUAAGGAAUUAUUCACGGCGUCUGCGUUUUGUUACGUUUUUCCCUUCAUAAGAAAGACCUUGCUGUCGUACAAGGAUGACGGCAUGAUCAUACAGGGACUGCAGUUGAUCCAGGAACACGCAAAACAACGGGGCAGCACCGCUGACUUGAAAGACAUUAGACACCCCAGACUCCUGCCGCGCAAACAAAUGUUCGAUCUGCUCAUCGAGCUCAUGGAGACCACGACGUCUCGAGUGCAGUCGUACGCAGUAGCGACCUUACUGGACGUCGCACAAUCCGGCAGCGGUCAACCGGGCACGGCAAUCGCCAGCAACGAGGACAUAGACUCGUUGAUCGGCGCGCUGCAGAACUCGCUGCCCACCGUAAGAGACGCGGCUCUCAGGGGAUUAAUGGUGAUACGUCAGGCUUUCCCGUCCCAGAAGGAGGAUCAGGAGCAGCUCAGCAGACUCACCAGGAGAGUGUGGAUCGCGCGAUUUGACGUAAACGACGAGAACAAAAUCCUUGCUAACGAACUGUGGAACGCAGCGGAUUUUACCGCGCGCGCGGAAAUCCUCUGCGAGGAGCUGAUCCAAGACAUUGCCCAUCCGGUCGAACCAGUGCAACAGGCAGCCGCGUACGCGUUAGCACAGAGUUUGGCCACUGUGCCCCAUCUGACGCCAACUGUGCUGGACAAUUUGUUGCAACUGUAUCAGGAGAAACUGGCGAUGAUUCCACCGAAGUUGAACGACUUCGGUCGCGUUAUCGAGCAGCCAAUCGAUACGUGGGGUCCACGGCGCGGUGUGGCACUCGCUCUGGCACAGAUAGCACCGCUUCUCACCGCCGACACGAUAUAUCGGCUCGUACAGUUCUUCGUAAUGACCGGGCUAGGUGAUAGGAAUCAAGACGUGCGUACCGAGAUGCUAACGGCUGCGGUAGCGGCGGUCGAUCUUCACGGUAAAGCGAAUAUAACUUCACUGCUGCCGGUCUUCGAAGAUUUCAUGGAUAAGGCACCGAAAAUCGGCAGUUUCGAUUCAAUCAAGCAAGCGGUGGUAAUCCUCAUGGGUUCUCUAGCGAGACACUUGGAUAAGGACGAUUCACGAAUUAAGCCCAUCGUUAUGCGUCUCAUCGCUGCGCUCUCCACGCCAGCGCAACAGGUGCAAGAGGCUGUAGCCAACUGUUUGCCACAUCUGGUUCCGUCUAUCAAGGAGGACGCACCGAAGAUUGUGGACAGUCUUAUGGACCAGUUGCUCAAGUCAGAUAAAUACGGCGAGCGUAAAGGUGCGGCGUACGGAUUGGCCGGUAUUAUCAAAGGCAUGGGCAUUCUUGCACUUAAACAAUUGGAUAUCAUGACCAAACUGACCAACGCUAUUCAAGAUAAGAAAAAUUACAGACAUCGUGAGGGAGCUUUACUCGCCUUCGAGAUGCUGUGUAUGAUGCUCGGCAGAUUAUUCGAGCCCUAUAUCGUUCAUGUUCUGCCACAUUUGCUACUGUGUUUCGGUGAUUCGAGCCAGUACGUGAGAAACGCCACUGACGACACUGCCAGAGUAGUUAUGAGUAAACUUUCCGCCCAUGGUGUUAAACUCGUUCUGCCAAGUUUGCUGGCAGCUUUGGAGGAGGAUUCAUGGAGAACGAAAACAGGAUCAGUGGAAUUGCUUGGUGCUAUGGCGUAUUGCGCGCCAAAACAGCUGAGCAGUUGCUUGCCGAGUAUCGUUCCCAAACUGAUCGAAGUGCUCAGCGAUUCUCACACGAAAGUACAAGAAGCUGGCGCCGAGGCACUCAAAGUCAUUGGUAGCGUUAUUCGCAACCCAGAGAUUCAAGCCAUCGUGCCUGUAUUGCUGAAAGCGCUCCAGGAUCCUUCACAUAAAACCGCCACGUGCUUGCAAACGUUAUUGGAUACACAAUUCGUACAUUUCAUCGACGCGCCCUCGCUAGCUUUGAUCAUGCCCGUCGUGCAGCGCGCGUUUCUCGAUCGCUCCACGGAGACGAGAAAAAUGGCUGCACAGAUUAUCGGCAACAUGUAUUCUCUAACGGAUCAGAAGGAUUUAACUCCUUACCUGCCAACCAUCAUCCCAGGUUUGAAGACGAGUCUGCUCGAUCCGGUGCCCGAAGUGCGUAGCGUAUCAGCGAGAGCGUUGGGCGCUAUGGUACGCGGCAUGGGCGAGUCCAGCUUCGAGGAUCUAUUACCUUGGCUCAUGCAGACACUGACCUCGGAGACCAGUAGCGUCGAUAGAUCCGGCGCCGCGCAAGGUCUCUCCGAGGUGGUGCGCGGAUUGGGAGUCGAGAAACUCCACAAACUUAUGCCCGAGAUCAUCAGUACCGCGGAGAGAACUGACAUCGCACCUCACGUCAAGGAUGGGUACAUCAUGAUGUUCAUAUACAUGCCGAGCGCAUUCACUACAGAGUUCACACCGUACAUAGGACAGAUCAUCAAUCCCAUUCUGAAGGCGCUGGCCGACGAGAACGAGUACGUACGAGAGACCGCACUGCGAGCGGGACAGCGUAUCGUCACGCUUUACGCUGAUUCAGCGAUAAUGUUGCUGCUACCGGAGCUGGAAAAAGGUCUCUUUGACGACAACUGGCGUAUCCGGUAUUCGUCCGUGCAGCUGCUGGGUGAUCUGCUGUACAGGAUCUCGGGUGUGUCGGGUAAAAUGUCGACCGAAACUGCAAGCGAGGACGAUAACUUCGGUACAGAACAGUCGCACUAUGCCAUUAUUAACGCUUUGGGCGCGGAAAGACGAAACCGUGUGCUGGCCGGUCUGUAUAUGGGCCGAUCAGACGUAGCUCUGAUGGUACGCCAAGCGGCUCUCCACGUUUGGAAAGUAGUAGUAACGAAUACGCCGAGAACAUUGCGAGAAAUAUUACCGACCUUGUUCACUCUUCUCUUGGGAUGUUUGGCGAGCACGAGUUACGACAAGAGGCAAGUGGCCGCUCGGACGUUGGGCGAUCUCGUGCGAAAAUUGGGAGAGAGAGUGCUGCCGGAAAUCAUACCGAUUUUGGAGAAGGGUUUGCAGAGCGAUCAGGCCGAUCAGCGCCAGGGAGUUUGCAUAGGUCUCUCGGAAAUUAUGGCUAGCACCAACAAGGACAUGGUAUUGACCUUUGUCAUCAGUCUCGUUCCAACAGUGAGGAAAGCGUUGUGCGAUCCCUUGCCAGAAGUUCGACAAGCCGCAGCCAAGACCUUCGACGGUCUGCACUCCACAGUGGGUGUACGCGCCCUCGACGACAUACUGCCGGCGAUGCUGACGCAACUGAACUCGCCCGAUCCCGCAGAAGCGGAGAACACGUUGGACGGUUUGCGCCAAGUGAUGGCAAUCAAAUCGCGCGUCGUAUUGCCGUAUCUAGUCCCGCAGUUGGCCUCGCCGCCAGUUAACACGAAGGCACUGUCGAUACUGGCCAGCGUGGCAGGUGAAGCACUGACCAGGUUCCUUCAUAGGAUCUUACCAGCGUUACUCACUGCUCUUUCCAGUGCGCAAGGAACGGCGAACGAACUGCAAGAACUAGAAUAUUGUCAGGCUGUUGUUCUUUCCGUUACUGACGAAGUAGGCGUUAGGACUGUGAUGGAUCAAUUGAUGGAGGCCACGCGAGCAGAAGAUCUCUCAAAACGACGAAGCGCCGCGACAUUGCUCUGCGCGUUCUGUCGCGAUACUCGUGCGGAUUACAGCCAGUACGUGCCGCAGUUGCUAAGGGGCUUGAUCCACCUCUUCACCGAUGAGGACAGAGAUGUGUUGCAAAUGAGUUGGGAGGCGCUCACCGCUGUCACCAAGACUUUGUCGUCUGAGCAGCAGAUAGCUCAUGUGCAAGAUAUCAGACAAGCUGUCCGAUUCGCAGUGUCCGACUUGAAAGGCCAGGAAUUGUUGCCCGGAUUUUGUCUUCCUAAGGGCAUUACGCCGAUUCUGCCGAUCUUCAGGGAAGCCAUACUGAACGGUUUACCGGAGGCGAAAGAACAUGCGGCUCAAGGAUUGGGCGAAGUCAUCAGAUUGUCCAGCGCGGCUGCGUUGCAGCCAAGUGUCGUGCACAUUACUGGACCGCUUAUUCGAAUUCUCGGUGAUCGUUUCAACUGGAGCGUUAAAGCGGCCGUACUUGAAACACUUGCAAUAUUGCUGGGAAAGGUUGGUGUUAUGCUGAAGCAAUUCCUACCGCAACUGCAAACCACUUUUCUGAGAGCGUUGAACGACAGCAAUCGGCAAGUCAGGUUGAAAGCAGCCUACGCUCUUAGUAAUCUAAUCGUUAUUCACACACGUGUUGAUCCCCUUUUCACGGAACUGCACACUGGCAUCAAAACGGGAGACGAUCCAGCUAUAAGGGAAACGAUGCUGCAAGCUCUCAGAGGCGUUCUAACACCCGCUGGUGACAAGAUGACUGAUCCGAUGAAGAAACAGGUAUUCGCGACGCUCAGCAGUAUGCUUAGUCAUCCGGAGGAUGUCACGAGAAACUCAGUCGCCGGCUGUUUCGGCGCUCUUCUACGAUGGUUGAGCCCCGAGCAAUUGGCGAUUGCAUUUAAUGAUCAUCUCCUAUCUAACGACGUCAACGCCGACUGGAUGCUCAGGCACGGGCGCUCGGCCGCACUCUUCGUGGUAUUGAAGGAAUCACCUGUGACAGUUUACAAUCCUAAGGAGAAAGAUCGCGUUUGCACAGUGAUGCUUUCGUAUUUGGCUGCAGACAGAGUGCAAAUAGUCAUGAACGGCGUGCGAGCGUGCGGAUAUCUAUUUCAGUAUCUUAUGAAUGAGUCGCAGCCUAUACCGCAGCAAAUUCUGUCGCCUUUCGUGAGAUCGAUGAAUAAUAAUAGCAACGAUGUGAAGCAAUUGCUUGCUCGUGUGUGCAUUCAUCUCGCGCGCAACAUACCACCGGAGAACAUGUCGUCCGAGCUACACAGGGCACUUUUACCAAUGUUGGUUAAUGGAACGAAGGAGAAAAAUGGAUAUGUCAAAGCGAACAGCGAACUCGCGCUCAUUGCGGUGCUUCGGUUGAGACAGGGAGAGGAGGAACAUCAACGUUGCAUGGCAUUCUUGGACGCCGGUGCAAGGGAGUCUCUGUCUGACGUAGUCAGCAAAGUCUUGCGUAAAGUUCUCUCCCAACCGGAGGGCAAGAUAGAGGAAUUAGACGACACAUUACUCACGUGAGAGAUAUUGUACUCCCUGGAGCUUAUUACUCGCUACUAUAUCUGUUCCAGUAAUCGUAUCACUAAUCAUCAUUACUCGCCCGACCCUUACAAAGAAGAAAAGAUCUAUCGUUCAUGUAUCAGUUAUGUUAUGAACAAACUAGCUCGUUCAACAUUGUAUCUCGAUAAACAAUUAAAGGGCGUGAAGCGUAACAGUCGCUCGACGGCGUUCAAGUUACUUAAACUGAGAUGUCCCGAGUCAGACAAUUCGAACCAGGAUUGUACAUACUUUUGUGAGAGGUGUAGCUUGCGUGAUUCGCGCGUCUCGAUGCGCACGAGUGUUCUGCCACGCGAGCAAUCAAAGAAAACGACAGUUCAAGUCUGUCACCGAGGUAUUCCUUACUGGAGAUAUAAAAUCCGUUAUUUAAGUCACAAUCACACUGAACGAUACAUGAUAAGUUCCUUAUGAUCGCAGCAUACAUCACAUAAAAAAUGGAUUCUCCUUACUUCGCAGAGUAUCCAGUGAAACACUGAUUACAAAGCUCAUUCAAAGAGAUAAAAUUGUUCCGACGAUUCUCGCACACGUAAAAUUAUCUUUACACUCAAUACGUGGCGCGAUAGACUCUGUAUAGAAACUAUUAUUUGCUUUCAUUGAGGAAAUUAACGUCGGUUGUUUCUUUUUAUUAUUGCAAUAUUGUUUCGCGUAAUUAUGUAUGUAUAAUAAUGUGUAGAUUGUAACAUGUAUCUUAUAAUACGAUAAGGUGCAUCCCAAAUAUGGACAAAUCUGAAAUGGUCCGGGCAUAUUCCAGAUCUGGAACACUCGGACAGACUUGGAACACUCGGUCACGAGUUUGGAUUUGACCAAAUGAGGGAUCUGCCAAUGUAGAGGUUGUUAAAUCAGCUCGAGCUGUUCCAUAGCGUGAUACUCCUGGCUCGAUCAUUGAGGUGUCCUCUCAGGCAUUUGACACAAGCACUCUCGAUAUCAAAUCUCGACGCAUUUACCGGUUUCCGCAGUACGCAAUUCACUCGCAUCUAUGUUACAAUCGCGUUGCCGCGGUUGUGAUGAUUUUGGUGUGUGGGACAAUCACAGGAUUUUUGUACUUUUAUAUAAUUUCUAACGGAUCGAUCUCUCGGCGUUUGCUUACGUGACACAAUUAUCGAUGAUUAUUCUUUUUCUCUAAGAACACACGACUUCCCUUUUCAGCGGAAAUAGAGAUCAGAGACAGUGAUAUGAUAGACCAGAAGUAACACUUUGCCGUGUUUCAAGUGAAAAUAAACGCACCUUUUUAUUAGGAUUUUGCUUUAACUUUUUCGUGCCUCUUGAAAUUCACGUAAAUAUAUAUCGGCUUAAUUUACAUUCUAUUUUUUCUUAAACGAAUACAUUAUGACCAAGUUGCAAUAUUGAUUGUAACUUUAAUCAACAUUAAUCUUAACUUACUAAUAAAUACUAAUAAAUUAUUUUUUGUUUCUCUCUCGAAAAACAAGAGCGAGACAAAUUUUAUUAAUAGAUUCUUUAGAUGACAAAUUAGCAACCAAGUUUCGACGAUUAAUCAACAGUCAUUCAAGAUAAAUCAAUUAUAUCAAUUAUAUAAUUCUUCUUGAAGGAAAAAUUUAGAAAAAUUCAAAAGUUUUAUUUUACUAAAAUUUGCUCUGUUUAAUCCGUGACGAAAUCUCCUCCCGCAAGUCUUUGCUUGUUUUCAAACAUUUUAUUCCAGUCGAUAUAUGUUUCAUCCGUAACUACGAAUUAUGAUAAUAGCUUGCAAAAUGCGCGAAGAAGUGUUUGCAACUCUUGAUAAAUAAAUCGUCUAUGUCUGUUAACUGUAUAAGGGAAUUUAAACAUAAUAUGUCGUUAUUGUGUUACGAUAUUUUUUAUUCUGUUCCCACCGUGUAUAGUGAGACCAUUAGUAAGACCGUUAGGCGGUAGAGAGUAUAACUGUAUAACUCCUUAUUUUUAAUAAGUAUAUUUUUAAUAAAUAUGCUUAUUUAUAUAUUAUGUGCAGAAACAAAAAUAUAAAGUAUAUAUUUUCAUUGAUUUUUCGAAUUAUAUGAUACAGCCUUUAUGCACAUAAGAGUCGAUAUUUCUUAUCAUAUAUGAAAUAAAUAUUGCAUUCAUAGAAAACCCCCGACUUUAAAUGUUAAAUGGCUGGAAAUGACAAACUUUUUUACAUUUUACUAAUAUUCGUAUAAUCUUAAUAAUUAUGUGAUGCUAAACUUUAGAUCAUAAAACUUUUCCUCCUAUUUUCUAUUAACGUUAAAAAACGGUCCUAUUAUAUAAUUUUUAUUGAUUGUAUCUUAAAAAUGAUUUUAUAUUAAUUAGUUAUGUAUGUUACAAAACUGUAUGUGAUAUAAAUAGAACGAUGAUGAUCAAACUGUC